This is a messenger RNA of Colletotrichum paranaense, 900 nucleotides long. RefSeq lists its product as uncharacterized. The coding region runs from base 1 to 900 and encodes 299 amino acids. The record is from RefSeq and is a predicted model, not a curated record. NCBI's taxonomy places the organism in Eukaryota, Fungi, Ascomycota, Sordariomycetes, Glomerellales, Glomerellaceae. The transcript is spliced from 4 exons.
AUGCCUUUGGCCGGGCCUUGUAAGUGGAGCUCUGGAGCUUCAAACCAGGAUCCUGCCGUUGCUGAUGUUGUCAUGUCGUCCCAGAGGAAAACGAGAGGCACGAGAGCCUGUCUCGCCUGUAUCGAGAGCUUCUUCAACCCCACUUCCUGCAGCAGCUUGAUGCAGCCCGGCCAUCUGUCCGCAAUGCAAAGUGCAGCUCUGCAUCCGAGGUAUCCAUCUUCAUCGACUAUCCAUCCAAACGUAUCCGUGGGUACUGCACAGUUUCUGCAUCGAGCUCGCAUACGCGCAUCAGCUAUGCAGCACAUCUGCAGCCCGCCGCGCGGUAGUGUGCUCUCGCCGCUGAUGUUGGCGUCGCCAUUGAUCGCAGGGCAAACUGCCAUUCGCCCGUCUGUUCGCCAGCCAGUCAAGCCAGGUCAGCCAAGACCCAGGCCUAGACCAGCUGGAUGGAUCACUAUCAGGGAGUCGACAUGGACAACCGGGGCAAGACUCGAACUCUGUUGCUCUGUCAGAACGGUCGUUGUCAGUCGUCAUCUCGGUGCAUCGCCUGGUCCGGGUUUGGUGUCUGCUAAUAUUCCGAGCUUCAGCCCCAGCCCCAGCCCCAGACCCAGCUCCAGGCUGAGCUUGAAGCUUCAGCAGAGCUCUAACAAAGCUCUCUUUCUGUGUGUCUCUUUUCUUCCCAAGCUCCCGAGCUAUUACCACGCACCAAGCUCCAUCUGUGCUUACAGUGUAUCCACUUGCCUUCCGAAACAGGAUGCUCUCGAGCCAAUUGCAACGCCAAAUCGGUGUGAACAAGAGGCUCUGGCAGGUCCAAACUGUUUAUUCGAGGACCGCGGUCGGUUUGAAGUUUGGGUUGCACGGGACGAUGUGGCAGUGAUAAGCAAUCCUGAGGUUCCCAGGUAG